Messenger RNA from Pseudomyrmex gracilis, 1349 nucleotides. RefSeq names its product glutaredoxin-3 (gene Grx3). Bases 444 to 1106 code for a protein of 220 amino acids. The record is from RefSeq and is a predicted model, not a curated record. The transcript is spliced from 3 exons. Lineage: Eukaryota; Metazoa; Arthropoda; Insecta; Hymenoptera; Formicidae.
AAUCGUCAAGAUUUAAAACUUUCGCUUUUUAAAAAAGUUCUCACACACGGACACGAUGGGUGGUGUGCGAUUUGGUACGCGAGUUUGGAGUCUCAAACAAACGCAAAUAUCGCGCAUCAAUCGCGUUUUUAAUUUUUUCUACAUCACGCGAUACAUUCAGCAUAAUCCAAAAAAUUGUCGACCGUCGAAGCAACCGACUGGAAAUGGAAAGAGCAAAUUUCACAAAGCGCAUGAUCCAUGCGCUCCAUCUCGAUUACGCGCAUGCUCAGAUUUACUAUCUUCCUUCUCGUUACUAAAUAUAUAUAACAUCAUACUCUCUUCUUCUCAAAAAAUUCUGCUGCCAUGAGCUCGGUGCCGGAGGUCGCGUAGACGUCUUUGUUGUCGCGACAGUGUUUAAGGAAGUCAUUUCCACUCAGACACAAAACCAGGAAACGAGGAUAACAAUGUCUGUCACCGAGCUAACUUCGGAGAAGGAGUUCAACGACUUCGUCAAGUCAAAAGAACUUUCCGUCGUUCAUUUCUAUGCACCGUGGGCAGAACAAUGUACUGUAAUGAACGGGGCGAUAGAGGAAAUGAGCAAGAAGAACAAUCUCGUCAAGUAUGCCAAGAUUGAAGCUGAAAAUGUACCUGAUCUUUGUCUGAAGUUUGGAGUGUCUGCUGUACCCACUUUUCUUCUCUUGCGAAACAGCAGUGUGACAGAUCAAGUAAAUGGUGCAAAUGCUCCCAUGCUGAACGAAAAGGUCCGGUAUCAUACAAAUAAUACAGAUGCCCCAUCACUCGACGCAACAAAGAAGGAAUCACUCGAUGACAGACUAAAGAAAUUAAUAAAUCAAGCUUCUUGCAUGCUGUUCAUGAAGGGAACUCCUGCAAAUCCAAGAUGUGGCUUCUCUAGAACAAUUGUUUCCAUCCUAGAUAGUUAUAAUGCAGAUUAUCAAUCGUUUGAUAUAUUAGAAGACAAUGAUGUUAGAGAAGGACUUAAAAAAUAUAGCAACUGGCCAACUUAUCCACAAUUGUAUAUAAAUGGAGAAUUGAUCGGCGGAUUGGACAUAAUAAAAGAGGUUCACGAGUCUGGGGAACUGGAAAGUAUGCUACCGAAAAAAAGUUAAAAGACCUUCAAAAAGACCUUAUUAAAUGGAUAUUGAGACUGUAUAAAUAUACAGCAAUUUACAAAAUAUGAUAUAAUUUAUGAAUAAUUUAAGUUUAUAGUUUGUAUUCUAUAGUUCCGCGUUCUGAUAGUUACUACCAGAUCCGCUGGAAAUCUGUAAACAUGUUGCAUUACAGAUUUUUCAUACCUACAGUAAAUAUCAGAACACUGUCUAUAAUUUAUAAUAAAGUUUGUGGAAAAUGUU